Lottia gigantea (owl limpet) is the source of this 1665-nucleotide messenger RNA. RefSeq lists its product as hypothetical. Gene Ontology annotation, biological process: transmembrane transport; myo-inositol transport; inositol metabolic process. Lineage: Eukaryota; Metazoa; Mollusca; Gastropoda; Lottiidae. The record is from RefSeq and is a predicted model, not a curated record. Gene Ontology annotation, molecular function: D-glucose:sodium symporter activity. The transcript is spliced from 14 exons. Gene Ontology annotation, cellular component: plasma membrane. Bases 1 to 1665 code for a protein of 554 amino acids.
AUGGCGGAAACUGUAUUAAGCGGUGCUGACAUUGGUGUUGUUGCAGCAUACUUUGUGGCUAUUAUUGGUGUUGGAAUUUUUGCAAGUUGGAGGUCUAAUAGAGGUACUGUCAGUGGUUAUUUCCUUGCUGGGCGGUCCAUGUGGUUUUUACCGAUAGGUGCUUCGUUAUUCGUGAGUAAUAUUGGUACAGAACAUUUUAUUGGGUUAGCUGGUUCUGGAGCAGGAAGUGGUAUAAGUGUUGGUGCUUGGGAGUUUAAUGCACUGUUUAUGCUACAACUAUUAGGAUGGUUAUUUAUUCCAGUGUAUAUAGCUUGUGGGACGUACACCAUGCCAGAAUACCUCUCCAAAAGAUUUGGUGGUUCGCGAUUGCGGGUUUACUUUGCCUUUGCAAGUUUAGUUUUAUAUAUAUUUACAAAAUGUUCUGGAGAUUUAUACACAGGGGCACUUUUUAUACAGCAAUCUUUAAAAUGGGAUUUAUAUCUAUCUAUUGUCAUACUUGUUCUUAUAACAGCUACACUGACAUUAACAGGAGGACUAACGGCUGUUAUCUACACUGAUACUUUGCAAGCCUUUCUUAUGGUGGGAGGUGCACUUUACUUGAUGGGAGCGGGGUUUAUAGAGAUAGGUGGUUUUUCUGGAUUGCUUGAGAAAUACCCUCAAGCUGUUCCUACAAACGUAUCUUAUAUUGUACCUAAUACCACUUGUCAUUACCCUGAUAAACAGGCAUUCCGAAUGUUACGUCCAGUAGAUGAUGAUUAUAUGCCAUGGUUAGGAUUUCUAGUGGGACAAACACCUGGAUCUAUCUGGUAUUGGUGUGCUGACCAGGUAAUAGUCCAGAGAUUGUUAGCGGCUAAAAACCUAGCUCAUGCUCAAGGUGCUUCAUUAAUGGCUGGAUUUAUUAAGAUAUUACCAAUGUUUAUGAUGGUGAUGCCUGGCAUGAUCAGUAGAAUUUUAUAUCCAAAUGAGGUAGCGUGUACCAAUCCUGAUAUGUGUUAUGAAAUCUGUCAGAGUAGAGCUGGUUGUACGAGCAUUGCUUAUCCAAAAUUAGUUCUUGGCCUCAUGCCUUCAGGUGCUAAAGGUUUGAUGAUGGCGGUAAUGAUAGCUGCGCUGAUGAGUGAUCUAGAUUCUAUAUUUAACAGUGCUAGUACGUUAUUUACCAUAGACAUCUGGAAAAGAUUCAGAAAGGCUGCAUCAGUAACAGAAUUAAUGAUCGUUGGCAGAGUAUUUAUUGUGGCAAUGGUAGGUGUAUCUAUAGCCUGGGUUCCAGUAAUAAAAGAAACACAAGGGGGUCAAGUCUUUAUUUAUAUACAGGAAGUAACGAACUAUAUUGCUCCACCUUUUGCAGCUAUCUUUUUGUUGGCUGUUCUUGUACCUAGAGUAAAUGAAACGGGAGCAUUUUGGUCUCUUAUGUUUGCAUUUUUGACUGGAGUGGUGCGUCUCUUCAUAGCCUUUAUGUUUCAAGGCGAGAAUAUUUGUGGAGUUAAAGAUACCUAUCCCCUACCACCGAUGAUUAAGAAAUUUCAUUACAUGUAUUUUUCAAUGUUUAUAACUGGUACUACUGCUAUUUUAGCUGUGUUUAUUAGUUACUGUACAGAAAAACCAGACCCUAAAUUUUUUUUGCUACUGUUUCCCAAAAAAAGAUGUGAUAAAAUAAAAAUACUUUAA